Polyodon spathula (Mississippi paddlefish) is the source of this 4434-nucleotide messenger RNA. RefSeq names its product DEAH (Asp-Glu-Ala-His) box polypeptide 37 (gene dhx37). Gene Ontology annotation, biological process: maturation of SSU-rRNA from tricistronic rRNA transcript (SSU-rRNA, 5.8S rRNA, LSU-rRNA). Lineage: Eukaryota; Metazoa; Chordata; Actinopteri; Acipenseriformes; Polyodontidae. The record is from RefSeq and is a predicted model, not a curated record. Gene Ontology annotation, cellular component: intracellular anatomical structure; nucleolus. Gene Ontology annotation, molecular function: ATP binding; RNA binding. The transcript is spliced from 29 exons. The coding region runs from base 239 to 3691 and encodes 1150 amino acids.
GCUCAAUCUGAACCUCGUCGGAGCGCAAAGGCUUUGCACUAUGUACGUGCUGUUGCCACAUGUGAUUCAGUUGCCGAGUUUGUGUUGGGUGGUUUUGGUUUGUGUUGAUCAUUAUUUGCAGUUUUUAAUCUUUGGCGGGGAAUUUAUUUGGUCAGAUUGCGUUACCGGAAGGUUGGAGCGACCUUAUCAGAAGAGAUCCAGCUCCGUGGAUCGUAUUGUCAGAUGAGAUGUUAAAUCAAUGUCCUAUUUGAGAGGACACAUGGGGAAGUUACGAAGGAGACACAACUGGAAAGGACGCCUCCAGGCCGACAAGGAGGCAAAACCCGAGGAACUCAGGAAUACAGUUGAGAUUGAGCUGAAAGAGGGAGACUCCUUGAAAGGCGUGGAUGAGAGCAAUGCGCUGGUUCUUCCCGCUACCAAACCAAAAAAAAAGAAGAAAAUCCAGGAAAGAAGCGGCCCUAAAAAACUGCCACUAACCAAGAAGCAAAAGAAACUCCUGCAGAAAGUGUUGGAGCAGAAGGAAAAGAAAUCUCAGCGAGCAGAGAUCCUGAGCAAGCUGGCCGAGGUGCAGGUCUCAGAGUCUGAGAUGAAGCUGCUCUACACCACCUCCAAACUGGGGACCGGGGAGCGCCUCUAUCUCACCAAACACCGUGUGGAUGAAGUUGGGACGGAGGGUCAGGGAAGAAUCAGCAGUCUCAGUGGAGCCAACAGGAAGAGACGAAGGAAAGAGGAGGAGGAGGAGGAGAGGAAUAGCAGCACGACGUCCAGCAGCUCCGACGAGGACGAAGGACUUCCAGACAGAGUGGACACUGACCAGGAGCGCUGUGAGAAACCCCCCCUGCAGAGUGAGGGAGCCCCCCCGGAGAAGAAAGCAGCUCCGAUACCAGACCGGACAGCAGCCAGUCUCCCAGCUGACAGGAAACCCUCUGAGCCCGCGGUCUUCAUCCCAGUGGACCGGACAGCUGAGAUUCAGGAAGCGCGGCUGAAGCUGCCGAUUCUGGCAGAGGAGCAGGUGAUCAUGGAGGCGAUCGGAGAGAACAUGUUUGUGAUCCUGUGCGGAGAGACGGGCAGCGGCAAGACCACACAGCUCCCACAGUUCCUGUACGAAGCCGGAUAUGCCAGUGGAGACGGCAUCAUCGGGAUCACGGAGCCUCGGCGAGUGGCUGCGGUCACCAUGUCCCAGAGAGUCUGCAAGGAGAUGAACCUCUCCAACAGGGUAGUGUCUUACCAAAUCCGCUACGAAGGAAACGUAACAAAGGACACGAAAAUCAAGUUCAUGACUGACGGUGUUCUGCUUAAAGAGAUACAGAAGGAUUUCUUGCUCAUGAAGUACAAGGUUAUCAUCAUUGACGAGGCCCACGAGAGGAGUGUCUACACGGAUAUUUUAAUAGGCCUGCUGUCUCGCAUCGUGCCUCUGCGUAACAAGAAAGGGCUGCCCAUGAAGCUGAUAGUGAUGUCAGCCACACUGAGGAUAGAGGACUUCACCCAGAACACAAGGCUGUUUCCCGCCCCUCCUCCGGAUAUUAAGGUGGAUGCCAGGCAGUUCCCCGUCACCGUCCACUUCAACAAGCGCACCCCGCUGGACGACUACACCGGAGAGGCUUACCGGAAGAUCAGCAAGAUCCACCGCAUGCUGCCAGCAGGGGGUAUACUGGUGUUCCUGACUGGACAGGCUGAAGUGAACUCCUUGUGUAGGAGGCUGAGGAAGGCAUUCCCGUUCAGGCCACACUGCAAGGCACUCGCUGAGGGGGAAGAGGAUACUGUUGGAGACGUGAAAAAGUUUAAGAAGGCAAAGCAAAAAAAAACUCUGACCAUGCCGCGGAUCGACCUGGAUAACUACUCCGCACUGCCAGUGGACGAGGGGGAUGAGGACCGCGAGGCUGGCAUAGACGACGAGGAGGAGCAGCUGGGGUCAGACCUGGACCUGGACUUGGGAGAGGAGGAGGAGGGUGCUGGGGAGGGUGACAAGUCGGACCCCUCGCUCCCUCUCUACGUCCUCCCACUGUACUCCCUGUUGGCACCAGAAAAGCAAGCCAAGGUGUUCCGGCCCCCUCCCCCCGGCACCAGGCUGUGCGUGGUCGCCACCAACGUGGCAGAGACCUCGCUUACCAUCCCGGGCAUCAAGUACGUGGUGGACUGCGGGAGAGUGAAGAGGCGCUUCUACGACAGAGUCACUGGCGUCUCUUCCUUCAGGGUCACCUGGACCUCCCAGGCCUCGGCCGACCAGAGAGCGGGGCGAGCCGGCCGCACCGAGCCAGGACACUGCUACAGACUGUACUCGUCGGCUGUGUUUGGAGACUUUGAGAAAUUCUCUGCGGCUGAGAUCACAAGAAGGCCGGUGGACGACCUUGUUCUCCAGAUGAAGGACUUGAACAUUGACAAGGUAAUCAACUUCCCGUUCCCGACUCCCCCUUCGUCAGAAGCGCUGAUGGCAGCCGAAGAGCUGCUCCUGUCCCUGGGAGCCUUGGAGGAGCCCCCCAAGCACGGCAGGCUGAAGGAGCUGGAGAGAGCGAAGCUGAGCUGUCCCAUUACCCCCCUGGGCAGGGCGAUGGCUGCCUUCCCCGUGGCGCCACGCUACGCCAAGAUGCUGGCUCUGGGAAAGCAGCACGGCUGCCUGCCCUACGUCAUCACGCUGGUGUCUGCCAUGACUGUGAGGGAGAUCUUCCAGGAGUUUGACAGACCCGCAGUCAGCGACGAGGAGAAGGACAAGCUCACCGGGAAGAGGGCCAGGGUGGUGCAGAUGAGGAGGGUCUGGGCGGGCCAGGGAGGAGCUCUCGGGCUGGGGGACCUCAUGGUGAUGCUGGGUGCUGUUGGUGCCUGUGAGUAUGCGGGCUGCACUCCGAAGUUCUGUGAAGACAACGGGCUCCGCUACAAAGCCAUGCUUGAAAUCAGACGCCUGCGAGGGCAGCUUACCACAGCAGUGAAUGCUGUGUGCUCCGAGGCCGGGCUGUUUGUGGACCCCAAAAUGAAGCCCCCCAUGGACUCCCAGGUGACCUUCCUGCGGCAGAUCGCCCUGGCCGGACUGGGAGACCACCUCGCCAGGAAGGUCCAGCCAGAGGAGGUGCUGGACCCCAAGUGGAGGAACGCGUACAAGACCCCUCUCUUAGACGACCCUGUGUUCAUCCACCCCAGCUCCGUGCUGUUCAAAAAGCUCCCGGACUUCGUGGUGUACCAGGAGGUGGUGGAAACGACCAAGAUGUACAUGAAAUGUGUCUCUGCGGUGGAGCCGGAGUGGGUCCCUGUUCUCCUCCCUCAGUACUGCCAUUUCGGGAAGCCUCUGGAAACGCCCGUCCCACGAUACUGCUCGGAGACCGGCAGGGUCAGGUGCCACAGAGAAAGCACUUUCUACCGUGUAGGCUGGCAGCUCCCGGCUGUGGAGCUGGACUACCCGGAGGGACUGGACUGCUACAAACACUUUGCAAAGUAUUUACUGGAAGGAGAGGUGGUUUCAAAGCUGCGUUCUUACACAAGCUGCCUGCUCUCCAAUCCCUCAACGAUGCUCAAGACCUGGGCCAAGCUUCAGCCAAGGACUGAGACUCUGCUGAAGGCACUGGUUUCCGAGAAGGCAAACUGCAGGAGCGCUUUGCUGUCAGCCUGGAAGAGAAACGACAAGUACCUGCUGUCUGCUUACAGCCAGUGGCUUCCUGAGUCCAUGCACAAAGAUGUAGCGAAGAACUGGCCUCCCAUGUGAAGGAACAUGAAAUCAGGACUGGACUGGACAAGCGCUAGCAGCAGCAGCAGCGUUCAUUUAACCCUUACUGUCCCUGGACCAGGGAACACUUCCGAACGAGCUUUCACAGGACCUGCAAAGGCGUUUUCAAAGUAAAUGCUGCUGCUUCGUAUUACAAACUGGUUGUGCAAAAGGACUGGGGGCCCCAAAUGCUGUUGGAAAUCCGUUAGGUUUAAGGACUUCUUGCUAAAUGAUUUGGAUUUUUUACCUGCUUUAAUUAUGCUAUUUUUUGUGUCUGAAAUGUCCAACUUUUUUUUGUUUUUUUUUAUUUUUUGGUAUUUAGUAAAAGGUUUUGAAAUGUAUACUCACAGUGUGUGUUUUUAUGUGUGUGAGGAAAAACAGCGUACUUUUAUUCUGGGUAAAGAGUGUAUUUGUGUUUGAGGUCUUUGUAAGACCUUAACCGUUAAGUGGUGCAUGCUACACUGUUAAUAAAGACAGAAGGGUAUUUCUUUUAUAACGCUACACUUUCGAUACAAUGCAGUCCUAUUGAAUACUGUUUUUGUAUUAUUAUGUUAAUUACAUUUGCAAAGUCCCUUACUUUUAUAUACAAUUGUAACUGAACAUAAAUGAAUUGUGGGCUCAGUUCUGUGCUAUUGCAACACAAUCAGCGUGGAAAAGGACAGCCAGUGCUUUGCAGUAGUUAAUCUUAGCUACUGUUUUUUUAUGUUUAUAUGAAAGUAUUAAUUUAAAAUUCAAACUCUAAU